Cuscuta europaea is the source of this 1197-nucleotide messenger RNA. NCBI's taxonomy places the organism in Eukaryota, Viridiplantae, Streptophyta, Magnoliopsida, Solanales, Convolvulaceae. The record is from the annotation of a GenBank genome assembly.
UUCUUAAUUUUCACAUUAUUUCUUGUUUUGAUUCCUCGUUGCACAAAAUUCCUUAAAACCCUUUUGGUUGAUCCGGCCGUCCUUGUAUCGAAUUUUCAGAAGUCUGCGUCCCAAGUCAACUUCUUCUCAAAGGAACGCAUUCUUCCUACGGUUGUUUUAUCUGUGAAACUUGUUCUGUGGAGGUGGAAACUUUACUGCAGUAAAAAAAAUUCAAGGACAGAGAGACAUCAUGGGUGCUGUCUGUUGUUGUUUCACACUCUCGGAUGAUGUUACCUCAGAUUCUCCGAAUGAUUCCUUGUGCUUAAAUUUUCGGUUACAAGAUUUACUACAUCAGUAUGAAGCUUUAUUUGGUGGAGGGGAACCCCGAGUCCGCAAUAACAGUACUAAUUAUCAGGAUGUGGCCUUGGCAGAUCCGGAUGAUACAAUUUCACAAAACAAUUCCAGAUUAAGAGGUCCACAGGCAUACCAAGAAAUUGAAAUCAGGAAAUUAGAGAGAGGCUCAAGCCAUUCACAGACAGGAAAUAUUUCUAAUGCUGAUUUUGAACUACUUGGGAAGCUUACGAGUAAAAGCAAACAGGUUGUUUUGGAUUGUGAAAAGGACUAUUGCGCCCCUAAGGCUUGCUUCUCUUUUUUGGAAGUUGAGCCAGGAUACCCAAUUCCAUCCUCAGAAGAUGAGGAUGUCUGCCCUACUUGCCUUGAAGAUUAUACUAUUGACAACCCCAAAAUAAUCACCAAGUGCUCUCACCAUUACCACCUUAGCUGCAUCUUUGAGUGGCAGGAAAGGAGUGAAACAUGUCCUGUUUGUGGUGUGGUGUUAGAAUUUGAGGAGAUUUCCUGUUGAAUGCUUGUCCACAUGCUGAAGAACGGUGUGAAUAUGCUUGGAACCUGAUAUUUAAGAGAUUUCCUGUGAAUUUGACGGAAGCCCUUCUCAGGUGGGAGAAAUAUGUACAUGAUUUAAACAAACCGGUGUGUUUAUAACUGAUGGUUUUUCCUUUUUGAAUUGACAAAUAUAAACAACGAAAAUGAUUAGUUUCGCUUAACUUUAACUUCACUAAUGACCUUAAAAAGUAUACAAAGUUGACGUGAAAAGUUUAGACAGGAAUUAUGGAUUGAAAUUAAAAUUAAAUAUGUGUGUGUGUGUGUGUGUGUGUAUCCUAAGAAGAUGUAAUGAUUUAAUUAUCAAGACCAAGAGGCUAU